AUGGGUAUUAAAAUUAUCGGAUUCGCUCUCUCCACUACUACUCUUAGAGUAACUCUCACCCUUGAAGAAUUAGGUCUAGAAUAUGAAUUAGAACCAGUUACUAGCGUAGAUGAAAUUAAAACACCUGAAUUUCUUGCCACAAAAAAUCCAUUGGGGAAAGUCCCAGUAAUGAUUGAUGACGGUUUCACACUUUACGAAUCGCGUGCAAUCUGUCGUUAUCUCGUAAACAAAUACCAAGGAACCAAGAAUUCUACAAUUUUGAUUCCAAAAGAUAUACAAAAGGCCUCUUUGGUUGAACAAUACUUAUCGGUCGAAAGUUUAUAUUUUGAUUUACCAUCAUCAACUAUUAAUUAUGAAGAAGUUGUUGCUGUAAAACACUUUGGUAAAGAAGCUAAUGCUGAAAAGGUUAAAGAAGCAAAAGAAAAACUCGAAAAGAUAUUGGAUGUCUAUGAAAAAUUUCUCGAGGGAAAAAAUUAUUUGGUUGGUGAAUAUUCUUUGGCUGAUCUUGUUCAUAUACCUAAUGGAUUUAUUAAUGUUCGUAAAACUAGCGCUAAAGAUGUAUAUUAUGAUGCUAAAAGACCCAAUGUUGUUAAAUGGGUGAAAAGUAUUUGCGAAAGACCUUCUUGGAAACAAAUAGUAGCAAAAAAUGAUAAACUUGAAUAA
Entrophospora candida is the source of this 663-nucleotide messenger RNA. The record is from the annotation of a GenBank genome assembly. NCBI's taxonomy places the organism in Eukaryota, Fungi, Glomeromycota, Glomeromycetes, Entrophosporales, Entrophosporaceae.